Messenger RNA from Bombus impatiens (common eastern bumble bee), 1661 nucleotides. Its product is annotated as cytochrome c oxidase assembly protein COX18, mitochondrial. Lineage: Eukaryota; Metazoa; Arthropoda; Insecta; Hymenoptera; Apidae. The record is from RefSeq and is a predicted model, not a curated record. The transcript has 7 exons. Gene Ontology annotation, cellular component: mitochondrial inner membrane. Gene Ontology annotation, biological process: mitochondrial respiratory chain complex IV assembly; protein insertion into mitochondrial inner membrane from matrix. Gene Ontology annotation, molecular function: membrane insertase activity. The coding region runs from base 1 to 1215 and encodes 404 amino acids.
AUGAAUGUACGAAUAUUUAGAAAAAUUCAAUUGGAUUUUAAAUGUAAUAGCAGCAUUUUUGUAAAACAUCCUCGUUCUAUUCAUUAUAUUUCCAAUGCUUCUCCCCUAAAUGUGUAUAAGAAUCAUUUUUUAAAUAGUAAAGUAUUAAUGGGAUAUUUUUCAAAUAAGAGGAACUUUUCAAAUACACAAAAUGCUGUUUUGCAUCAGCAACUCCAUCCAAAAGUAUUUCAAAGAUCGUUACUAUGUAACAAGGAUGUAGUACUAAUUUCAAAAAUUCCUAGCAAUUGUUAUCCUACUGCUGUAAAUAGUAUUAGACAAUAUUCAAAUUCAGGAUCCGCAGUUGUAAAUGAAGCUAUUAAAUACAAUGGUGGCAUUUUCCAAAUGAUAUCUGAAAGUAUAUGCGUAGAAUGGGUCACCAAAGCUUUUAGAUACAUGCAUUAUGAAACAGGUUUACCAUGGUGGGCAAGUAUCAUACUUACCACAAUUAUUACAAGAACAUUUAUAAAUCUACCAUUAAAUAUACUCGAUCUUCACAAUAGGGCAAAACAGGAAAACUUGAAAGAUGAAAUGAUGGAUAUUGCAGAGAAAGUAAGAAGGAAAGUGGAUAAGGAAGUAGUAUCGUCCCAAUUGAGUCCAGUACGUGCGAUUGCUUUAUAUACACGCGAGAUUUCUAAGGAACAAAAAAGAUUAUAUAUAAGAGACAAUUGUCAUCCAUUUAAAAGCGUUGCAAUGGUUUUAUUGCAAGCACCGAUAUGGAUAAGUUUCUCAGUUGCAGUAAGGAAUAUGUGUUACGUAUUGCCUCAAAUAAGUCCUGCCACCGUAAAGGAUUUCCAAGAAUUGACUACCGGUGGUUUCGGAUGGAUACAAAAUCUUGUAGACAUAGAUCACUUUUUUAUAUUGCCUAUACUUUUUGGAUUUUCUCACUUAGUUACAAUGGAAGUAAAUUACGUAUUAUUUAAAAUAAAGGAUUCAAGAUUUAACAGAAUAUACAAGAAUUUCUGUAGAGUACUCAUUGUUUGUUUCGUGCCUAUCAUGGCAUGCUUACCAUCGUGUUUAUCCUUGUUUUGGAUUACCAAUAAUUGCUAUGGACUGUUACAAAAUGUAGUACUCCUAUCUCCAAAAGUCCGUAAGCUACUCAGAAUACCUAAAACUGAUUCUGACCUUCGGCAUCCAUAUCAAGAAUUACAUAAACGGUUAUUAGUGUCUAUCUUUUAAUUAGUGAUUAUAACAUCAAUCCAUCCAACCAUUCGACUCAGUGCAAGUAAGUAAACGGAGGGGCGUACUCACAAUCUUCAGAUACUAUAAUUUUCUGGGCGUCGUCUGUGUCAUAAACUCGAGAAGUCGAAGCAAGUCCUAUAAUACGACAAUGCCCCAUGGUGAGUAAAUCCCCUCUUGAAUUCAACAAUUGAUUAUCGUUCUUCAACCAAUAGCCGAAGUCCCUUACAUUUAUCGCGUACUUAGCACAAGAAUAUUUUCUUUACUUCUACUAAUUUGAGUCACUGCAUUGGGCAUAUUGUGGAGACAAUGAUAUUCGACGAAAAAGUUCGUAUCUAAAUGACUUAUUUUUUUUCAUUUAUUCUUAUAAGAUAUAGUAUAUACAUAUAAAAUGCAUUUCACUAACGGAGAACGUAUUUUGUGGAAUGAACUAGCAGAUUCGAGAA